Molecule: messenger RNA, 231 nt
Organism: Morchella sextelata
Lineage: Eukaryota; Fungi; Ascomycota; Pezizomycetes; Pezizales; Morchellaceae
Exons: 1
Coding region: 1-231 (76 amino acids)
Source: RefSeq, a predicted model, not a curated record
AUGUCGAUGACGGAACUCCAACACCACUUCAACAACGUCAUCCAUAACCUCGCGCAUCCACCUCAGCCUCCUUCGCCUACAUGCCACUACUCCACACACGACACAGACCCCGCUGUACGCGCUGUAGAAGGCAGAAGAGCCGCUAUUUCCGCAAAGGCCAAGACCCCCGCCGAGUACAUCACCACCAUCAGCAGGAGAGGGGAGCGCCGCCGGAGAGGUGAGACGUUAUGA